This is a messenger RNA of Daucus carota subsp. sativus, 2217 nucleotides long. RefSeq lists its product as uncharacterized. Gene Ontology annotation, molecular function: GTPase activator activity. The transcript has 15 exons. Gene Ontology annotation, biological process: activation of GTPase activity. The coding region runs from base 96 to 2075 and encodes 659 amino acids. The record is from RefSeq and is a predicted model, not a curated record. Lineage: Eukaryota; Viridiplantae; Streptophyta; Magnoliopsida; Apiales; Apiaceae.
AAAUAUAUAGAAACAGAUAGAUAUGAUUAAAUGCAGAUGCUAACGUGUCCCAGAAUAUCCAUCAUCGUGUUGACGCUGCAUCAAGUUGAUCGGAGAUGCACGAAACCGACCUGCACGAUUUAUCCGACGAUGCGGAUUACGCCGCCGCUUCUCUACAACAAGGUUCGGCAAGCAUGACUCGAAGUGAUAGUAGUAAGCAUAGUACAUCGAGCGAUCCGGAAGGCGCUGAAUUGGUAUAUUUGAAGGAUAAUGUCACAAUUCAUCCGACACAGUAUGCAUCCGAGAGGAUCAGUGGUAGAUUGAAGUUGAUUAAACAAGGAUCUUCUCUGUUUAUGUCGUGGUUUCCGUAUAAAGGUCAUAGCUCAAAUGCUAAGAUUUCCGAGAGAGAUAAAAACCUUUACACAAUAAGGGCGGUGGCUUUUACGGAGAUCAGAUCGGUUCGGAGGCACACACCUACUCUUGGCUGGCAAUAUAUUAUCGUUGUUUUAUCAUCAGGUCUUGCAUUUCCUCCUCUCUAUUUUUACAAUGGUGGGGUGCGUGAGUUUCUUGGUACUAUAAAGCAACAUGUGUCUCUUGUAAGGUCAGCAGAAGAUGCAAAUGUAUUCCUUGUUAACGAUUUUCAAGACCCUCUUCAGAGAACACUGUCUUCGUUAGAGCUUCCGAGAGCUGUUUCUAUUGCAAGUGGACAAGCACCAUCUGAUUCGACAAGUGUGUCCCCCUCGAGUAGAAACCAUGAGAAAACAAGUGAAAGUGUUUAUGAUGGCAGUUUGAGUAGUAUUCACCAAAAUGGUCGGCAGAGGCAGAAGACUCAUGAUCCUGCUCGGGAUCUUUCAAUUCAAGUGUUAGAAAAAUUCUCUCUUGUCACAAGAUUUGCUAGGGAAACAACUUCUCAGCUCUUUCGCGAAAAUAGUGAUGGCUUUGGUAUAAGUGAAAAGAGGAAUCAUAACCAGUCUUCACAUAAUUACUCUCAUGAAAUAGCGACAGAUAAUGUCAGGGUUCCUGCUGAAAUUCCUGUCCUCCCAGAUCCCUUGGAGGUUGAUAAAUUAACACUUGUGUGGGGAAAACCACGUCAGCCUCCCAUGGGUCUUGAAGAGUGGGAAUGUUUCUUGGACCCUGAAGGACGGGUACUAGAUGAAAAAGCUUUAAGAAAGAGAAUAUUUUAUGGGGGAGUGGAGCAUCCACUGCGGAAAGAGGUCUGGACAUUAUUGUUGGGAUACCAUGGACAUGAUUCAACUUAUGCAGAAAGGGAGUAUAUGAUGGCAGUCAAGAAAACAGAGUAUGAGACUAUUAAGUUGCAGUGGCAGAGCAUUUCAGCAGAGCAGGCAAAAAGAUUUACUAAAUUUAGAGAAAGGAAAGGUCUUAUCGACAAAGAUGUGGUAAGGACCGACAGGUCGCUAUCAUUUUACGAAGGAGAUGACAAUCCAAAUGUGAAUGUUCUUCGUGAUAUACUUCUGACAUACUCAUUCUACAAUUUUGAUCUUGGUUAUUGUCAGGGCAUGAGUGAUCUUCUAUCCCCAAUUUUGUAUAUUAUGCAAGAUGAAUCAGAAGCGUUUUGGUGUUUUGUUUCACUGAUGGAAAGGCUUGGGCCCAACUUUAAUCGUGAUCAAAAUGGCAUGCAUUCUCAACUGUUUGCUUUGUCAAAGCUUGUUGAAUUGUUAGACAGCCCUUUGCACAACUACUUCAAGCAAAAGGAUUGCUUAAACUAUUUCUUCUGUUUCCGUUGGGUUCUUAUACAAUUUAAAAGAGAAUUUGAAUACGAGGAGAUACUGCGACUGUGGGAGGUUUUAUGGACACAUUAUUUGAGUGAGCAUCUACACUUGUAUGUGUGCGUGGCGAUUCUUAAGAAAUAUCGAAGCAAAAUAAUGGGAGAACAAAUGGAUUUCGAUACAUUAUUGAAAUUUAUAAAUGAACUCAGUAGUCAAAUAGAACUUGAUCCUAUCCUGCGAGAUGCAGAGGCUUUGUGCAUUGUGGCAGGGGAGAAUGGUGCGGCUUCGAUCCCUCCAGGAACCCCACCUUCGUUGCCGAUUGAGGAUGGUUCCUUUUUACCUUACCAAGAUGAUGAUGAUGUUCUGUAAACAGUUCUCUUGUUGAAAGGGAAGAUGUUUAUAUAGCUUUUAAUUAUGAUGAUGUUUUAAUGCUGUGUAAAUGGUUUUUGGUAUCAGUCUAAAUAUCACUAAGCUCAAAUCCUUGUGAAAUGGAAUGGAUUUUGUUAUUCAA